Strongylocentrotus purpuratus (purple sea urchin) is the source of this 1098-nucleotide messenger RNA. RefSeq lists its product as uncharacterized. The transcript has a single exon. NCBI's taxonomy places the organism in Eukaryota, Metazoa, Echinodermata, Echinoidea, Camarodonta, Strongylocentrotidae. The record is from RefSeq and is a predicted model, not a curated record. Bases 1 to 1098 code for a protein of 365 amino acids. Gene Ontology annotation, molecular function: nucleic acid binding.
AUGGCGGCGGCGCGAGGAGAGUACAUGGAUAUCUCGAAUACGGACAGAGGUAGGUUGGCUGAAGCAUUUGACAACCAGCAAGAUUACCUACAGCUGGCCGACACUCUGGGAAUAAACAGAUCUACGGCUAGGUCGAUUGUGGCGACGUAUGUGGACACGGGGAGGGUCCAAAAGCUACCAAGGGGUGGGGCCCGAAAUGUGAAAAUGGAUGUGGACAUGCGCAACCAUUUGGAGAACAUCAUAGAUGCAAACCCACUCCUAACGCUACGACAAAUGAAGGAGAGUCUUGCGCACAACCUCCCUGACAAGCCCGCAGUCUCAACAUCAUCAGUAGCCAGGGCACUGGAUGGAAUGAUGUUGACACUGAAGAUGGCAGAGGAUGUUCCAGAUGCCAGGAACGCCCCAAGGGUAGUAGAACAGCGACUGGAGUAUGCUGAAUGGUUCCUCGAACACGGCGUUUUGGGAAACUGUGUAUUUAUCGAUGAAACAGGGUACAACGUCUGGACCAGGCGUACUCGUGGGAGGGCUCCACGGGGUGUGCCGGCUAGGAGGGUGGUGCACGGCCAGCGAGGUCGCAAUUGCAACGUGACAUUUGCUGUGUCCGCUGCCAUCGGUCUUGUCCACCACAGAAUCGCAUUCGAAACCGUUACCAGGGAGAGGUUCGAGGACUUCCUUGCUGAAACCGUCGCGGAAUGCAACCAGAUGUUCCCGGCCGAUGAACCCAUCUACCUCAUCUAUGACAACGCCAGACCUCAUGUCCGCGCCCAGCUGCCCGACGGAGCCAAUCCCAUCAUCCAGACGAAGCGACUCCCUCCCUAUUCCCCAUUCCUCAACAUGACAGAAAUGACUCACUCCGCCUUUAAGGCCGCCGUGAAGAGGACCUUGGCACAGCCAGCGUGGCAGCUUCGUGUUGGGGACAGGCAGGCAGCUCAAGACGCAGGAAUCAACCUACAUGUACAGCAAUGGCGUUGUGACAUCCUCAGAGAUGCUGCUCUCCAGAACAUUGACGCCAUUACACCCGGAAAGUGUACACAAUGGUACAAUCACUCUCAGACAUACUUGCCAAGGUGCCUGGCGAGUCAACACAUUGACGGGUGA